Messenger RNA from Spirodela intermedia, 6995 nucleotides. The record is from the annotation of a GenBank genome assembly. Lineage: Eukaryota; Viridiplantae; Streptophyta; Magnoliopsida; Alismatales; Araceae.
AUGGGUUAUAUUGGACCUCAUGGGGUCGCAACACUACACAAGUACAAGUACAGCGGCGUAGACAACUCUUUGGUUGCGAAAUAUGUAUUGCAACCAUUUUGGAAUCGCUGUGUUACUCUCUUCCCUCUUUGGAUGCCGUAAGUUUUCCUCCCAGACUUGUGCCUGAUUGUUUUAUGUUGUUUUGAGUUACCAACGAUAGCCAAUUAUCGAUAGCGGCAUAAAGAAGUGAGAAAGGAGGUGGGAGGAAAAAUAAGAAAUUCUACUGUAGGGGGAGCAUCUAUUUGGGAGAUCCUGAAGUCAACCAUGUAAUGGAUUUCCUUAGACUUGAAAAGCCAACCGAAAAAAAUGUGAGUUCUAACAGCGCAAGCGCCCUCUUCCAUGUAAUAUCUCGUUGCUCCAAUUGAACCAAGUAUACUUGAGGUGUUGCCCAUUUUCAACCUGAAUCUACAUUAAAAUUUUACCUAUCAGAAUACCUUGCAUUUUCUGGACAGCAAUUUAGUUUCCUGAAGCUGCUAUUUUUAAAUUUUUCUGACUUUCUUUUAUUUAUUCUUUAUGUCCAUGGUUGUCUGUGCAACUCCAGUCCAAAUAUGGUGAGUUUUGAUUUUUCAGUUUUUUUUUUGGAUUCUUAUCUUGAAUUUACAUCGGCUGUUUUGUUCUCUAUAUGAGUUUGAUUGCAUGCGCGGUAUUCAUGUUACCCAGAUCACUCUUACUGGAUUCGCGUUCCUAGUCACAUCAGCUUUACUUGGUUAUGUAAGUGAACUACCGCUUGGUUAUAUUUUUACCUUUUUCUAAUUUAUUCCUUUUACAAUUGUUCUUCUUUUGUUGUUGGAUCCUCCACGGAAAUAGGAAGUCGAUAUCUUAAACUUUCUCAUCGUUCAUAAGAUGUAUAAAGACAGGUUGAAUAUGAUCAGUAGUAUACACUAUCUGAAGAUUUAUUAAUGAGAUUUGGUGCUUCAAUCUAAUUCAAGUGUGGAAUUGACCAGUGUUUUAAGAGGUAGAAUGUAAUCCUGAUCUAAUGAAUAAUUCCAAAAGAUAAAACGUUAUCGGCAGUUCCUGCAUCAGUAUUAGCAUUUUGUUGGGCAACAUAGUUUUGUUAGAUUCCCAAUUCUGGGAACUGUGUGAGGAUGACAUUAUUUGUGAAAAGCUGGUGGUAUAUUAAAGGAUGAUCUUUAACACAUACAAGGAAUUUAUCCCUUCACCUUCUGUAUCCACUGACUUUUCCCUUCAAUGGGGCAUCUUCUUUACAGGUAUAUUCGCCACAUUUAGACACUGCUCCCCCAAGAUGGGUGCACUUUGUCCAUGGCUUGCUGCUCUUUCUAUACCAGGUUUGCUCAAGUUAAUUUCUCACAACACUUUCUUGUUUUCUUUGCUAGUGUUUUUCUCUGGUCUUUCUAUACCAGGUCUGUUCACGUUUUUGUUCAAGUUAUAUUUUUAUCGUCUGCACGUUUUAACAAAUAUGAUCGAGUUCUAGAUUUCCAGGGCAAGAAACUGUCCAUAAAAAAUUGAAAUAUUAGGAAGUUGUAACCAAAAGUUUGGAAGAUUUUGACGCCUCUCCCUUUCUUGGUCUUGUCGUGUUUCUCUGAUUUGGCUUUGGAUACUAUAUACUUGACAGACUUUUGAUGCUGUUGAUGGAAAGCAAGCAAGGCGUACUAACUCAUCAAGUCCAUUAGGGGAACUUUUUGAUCAUGGUAGAGCCCCUCUUGUUCAGAGUUUCUUGAAAUGCUAAACCAAAGGAAACAUUGUUCAAUAUACUGCUUUGAGUCGAGAACUCACCUGACUUUUCACAUUAAUCCAAUUGCAGGAUGCGAUGCGCUGACCUGUGCAGUAUGCUAUCUAUCCUUAUCAAUGAACAUUUUGAAAUAUGGCAUUUUGUUUUCCAUUUUUAAUAUUUUUUUAAUGCUGUGUUCUCAGUUUGAAAGCUUGGCUUUCGGAAGCACUGCUAUGUGUGGGAGGGCUACGUUUUGGUUUUGGGUACUUUCAGCGGUUCCAUUUUAUUUUGCAACAUGGGAACAGUGAGUUACUUGUCAUUUCCCUGCUUCACCUCUUGUUAUGUUUUCCUUUGGUGCGCGAUCUUACUUAAACGAAUUGAUCACCUUCUUUAAUCUCUCUUGAAUUUGGACAAGGAUCGAAGCUCUUUCAUUGGAUGUUUUCUUUUAGUUGCUGUUAUAGGUUAGUUAACAGCUGAAAAAUCAAUUGUAAUUGCAAGCUCGAAACAUUUCCAUUUUAUGCAGAAAACUAUGUCGUAUUAAGAUAUUACGCGCAUGGGCAGUAAGAUAAUUUAUGUAUAAUGGAAUAAUACUGGUUAAUUUUCAAUGUCAUGGGUGUCUUGAUCCUCAGCAGUUCUAGUACCUUUUUUGGAUAAAUUUGAUGAAAGCAUUGUUAUGGCUUUUGACCGUAAGAGUCCACUCUAGGAUAGCCCAAAUGUAUUGUUGUUUGGAUAAGUUGCUUAGAUUCAGACGUUCAAAAAAUGAGGGAACUUGCAUAAAAUUAUUAAUAACUGGCCAUACAGAAAAUCUGUGAAUUUAUGGUGGCUACAAAACUGCGAAGUUUCCUUUGGGGGCUUCAGUAACUUGCUAUUUUUUUCACGACUUUUAUCCCUUUGCUAACACCUAGUUUCUACGGUCCAGCUUUUUUACCAAUACGCUUAUUCUUCCCGUGAUAAAUGGACCAACAGAAGGUCUCAUGCUGAUCUACGUAUCCCACAUUCUUACAUCUUUUGUUGGUAUGUAGCUUAAAUUUCCCUCCUCCGAAAGCUGCGAAAUAUCAUCAGGAUUACUGUAUUCAAUUGACUUUUAUAUUUUGAAUGCUCCUUUUUACUGCCAGGUGCUGAGUGGUGGGCACAAGAUUUCAGAAAGUCUGUUCCAUUUCUAAGUUGGAUACCUGGAGACUAUGGUUUGAUUCUUUUCCAGUUGAUAUACAUUGUAGCAGAUGUAGACUUACCAUUUUUGCCCCCCCCCCCAAUUGUUCCCCUUUCCUUUGGCUAUGAUGUCUUACUUUUAAAGAAACUUAGACUCCAUGUAUACGCAUAUAAUCUCAAUAUGUUUAAAAAUUAUUUUUUGCGCAGUGCCCACUUUUGAUAUCUUAAAUGCUCAAUGCCGAGAAUCAACACGAAAUAUUAAUGAAAGAUGUUCCUUUUAAAAAAACUCUCACAAGGGAGGAAAAGAAGAGUUCCAGGAUGGAGGCUAGUCCGUCGUCAGAGUCUAACAUUCUUCUCUGUCUUAAUCAGACGUCAUAGUUAUCCGUGGUAAUGAUAAUGAAAGAUAGGAAACAUUGGUACAGGUUUUCCGUUGCCCAAACAUGGAAUAAAAAGGAAACUGGUCAAAUCGUCAACUGUCCCAAUCAUUUCUUUGUUUUGCUCUGGAUGAACAGGAAGGUUUGAUGUGUUUCAAAUUUGAUCCAAAUUGAUUCAUGGUUACCCAUUGAAAAUAUCAGCCAAUUAGUCUUCGGGAUAUAUGAUAAGCAUCUUUCACCUAUAUCGAGCCUUCCAUUGAUAAAGUUCCUCUCAAUGUCAAUGUGUUUGUAGUAGCCAUUAUAAGGAGGUCUAUCAUUAGUUUUGGUUGUAGUCUUCUUGUCACAAGCCUUGGUCACCCAUCAUCUAUGAGAGAAAUAUACCGUGGGACGACUCAUGCUGUAUUCUGGUUCAUCAGUACCAUUAGUAAGUUCAGCGUUAUCCAGUUUUAUUUGGUGAAUGUACUGCAUCACGUUGAGGACCGUCUUUCCUUCGUAUAACCUGUACACUUACGUAUCAAACUGAAAAUCUAAUCAAUCAUUGCCGUCAAUGAAAGCCUUGCAAGCACAGAAUAUAUAGUCCACUUCAGGGUAUCAUAAAUUUAGUUUGACGAUACAUAUGCAAGCUACAUAAGAUCCAUCAAAUUAUUCAGUUUGACUUAAUGAAUGUGUGCUAAAAUAUGUAUUUGGAGAAUUCUCAUUUCGUCGUUUUCUUCACUUUACUGUUUUGUCACUAAGAGAUUUCAUUCUGCAUUUUGAUGCUUCAGAAAUCCCAUUUUAUGGAGUUGCACUCGCUCUAAUGUUUGGAUUCGGUGUUUUCCCAACAAUCGGAUCCAAGUAAGCACAUCUCUCGUUAUAUGUUAAGAAUUUUUUUAAGGUUUUUACUUGCGACUUUGAGACACUCUUUUGCAAACUUUGGACUGAACAUGUACCAUCAAAAUCAUCACUAUGUUGCUGAUGAUGAAGAAAAUAAUACUAACUAAAAGAAUAUUAGCCAUAUCGUCAUCAAAUUCUUACGUAUUACAGUUAUUCUGCGCUUUUUGUCUCCCUGAAAAGUGUUCUUACUGUCGAAUGCUUAUAGUUAUCCUUGGGAGGAAGCAUCUUAAACUACAUACGAUGAGCUACUGAAAUGAUAUUCUUUGAGCUUACCUAUUGUUGUUCUCUCCCCCAGCAUCAAUAAUGUCUAUAACGUUGUCCAAGCAAGGAAAGGAAGCAUGCUGCUUGCAUUAGCAAUGGUAUAAUCUUCGUUGGAUGUUUUACCUGUUAUCAUUAUUUUCAUGACCGGAACUAACUGCUUAAUUAAUUUUCGUGUACAAUUUGGAGAUGGUAAAAGCCAGUCAAUGUCCUGCCGAUGCUGUGGAUGGUUGUAUUGUCUUUUACCAUUUCCCUUGUUAUAAAGAGGCCAGUUCGUUCUAUUAAGAUAGUUUUUUCAUAAGUUUUGUGUUUAUUUAUAAAACCCAAUGAGAUGGAACCUUGUUGACCGAGCGGCUUAGGCACUGGAUUGAAAAGUUAUCUGAUUAAAGUUCUCUCAAACAUUCUAAUUGCCUAGAGAAUUCAUCGCUUCAUCAUUGCUAGGGCCAAUCAUGCUUGUCUAGGUUGUGGUAGUAUAUCCUGGAGUCAAACAGAAAAUUGAAUCAUACUAACCUAAAUGCAUGAUUCUAUUGUUUGAUGAUAAGAUUGCGUAUACCCUAGAAUUUUGUACUCUCAUUCUGUACCCUCGAAUUGUCUGGUGACCCUUGUUCCUGCUGUAGAAUCCACUACAGAAUGCAAUACACGUCCAUUCAUUGAUAUGCCGUUUAUUUGGGUAUUGCACCCAGCACAACACCAAGAGUGAUAUCAUUUCAAAUAGCUAUUAUUUUAGGCGAAACUAUUUCAUGAAUUGUCAGAUGUUGGUCAUAUAAAGUGGCAAGGGACUUCUAAUCGUCAUAUCUUUCUCUGUUCUGAAAACAUUUCACUAUAUCCCUACAUCGGCGCUGACCUUUCUGUUAUUUCGGUCAGCUCUUUCCAUUUGGCGUGCUCAUGAGUGGAGUUCUAGUCUGGUAUGCAUAUGAGCUUUCUGCCUCUUUCCUCGGUUUUCUGUUGUGAUUGACAGGAUUUUUUUCCUAUUUCCUAUUCUAGGUCCGUUUUGUCUCCUGAUGAUGUUAUGAAGAACUACCCACAUCUGCUUCUCAUUGGAACAGGAUUUGCUUUUGGGUUCCUUGUGGUAUGUGGUUUUGUGCUUUCUAUGGGCUACUUGAAUGCCAGUUCUUCCAUUGCAGCUUGCCGCAAUGGAACCAUGAAUAAUUUCUUAGCCCAUCGAUAUUUUCAGAACUAGAAUUCUGAAGAAACAUUAUAUCUUCUUCUGCAGGGGAGGAUGAUUUUAGCUCAUCUUUGUGAUGAACUCAAGGGCUUGAAAACAGGAAUGUGCAUGGUAAUUGCCUCAAACCUUGCCCUAAUGUAUAAAAUUCAGUAAUACAUUUCCUUUUUUAGAAUUUGUUAUAUUACAUAUAUCGACAUUGAUUGUUGAGCCAAGCUCAAAGGCUGCUGAAGGCUGAUACUUUUCUUUAAAUGUGAGCCUCAAAAAUCUGGUCCGGAGAGGAAAAUAGGCCACCUUUUGAGUCUCAUACCCGCAUUUGGUCCAAGCUUUGGUUGUGUCCACCUUCUCUCUCUCUCUCUCUCUCUCUCUCUCUCUCUCUCUCUCUCUCUCGUGGAUAUGGAGGGCCAAAACCCAUUUUCUGUGCUUUUCUCCAGAGAUCAGACCGAGCCCAUUUGCACCCCAGAUUAGCAUCCGAACAUUUCUCCAGAGGUCAACCAACCACUUCCGACCUCGUUGCAGGGCCAGGAUCCGCAUAUUGUUUUCCGUCUGUUUGUUGCUAAGCGACCGUUGGCACUGUGUGUUGACUUGUUGAUUUCUUUGAACAGUCUCUACUAUAUCUUCCUCUCGCCAUUGCGAAUGCACUCACGGCUAGGCUCAAUGGCGGGUACGCGAUCAGUUUCCAGAUCCUUCAUUGGCCUUUCCUUCUAUUUAUAAUGAAAAUAAUGCCUAUCUGAUUUUGAUGAGUUUUCCUGACAGAGAGCCGGUGUUUAGUGAGCGUUGGGUUCUCAUCGGCUACUGUACAUUUACAGGUAACCAUUUUAUCUCGAAACUCUAGAGACUCUUCUACUAACACCACUGAUUGGCCCACCGUUCAAAGCUUGUUUCAUCCUCUACUUAGUUAGUUGAAUCUAUAUUUGGAAUAAUCUUCCUUUUUCGGCUCGCCCAACUAUCCAUGAAAGAAGAGUUGACUGGGCAAAUCGUUAUUUCAUGCAGAAAGGUCAACCCAUCUAGCUCCCCAUUAAAUAACAACAAAUAAUAAGAAACAGCAGUGGACGACAGGCUUAGAAUGGCAAUUAUAUCAUUUUAGGAAAGGUCAACCCACUGCAAGAGAAGCUGGCCUGCUAAUUGACAAAAUCCUAUCCUACAUCUCCCUCCCUCCUUUGGGCCCUUCAUUUCUCGUCUCGGCAUCUUCAGCUAUUUUACUCGAUCUGUUCAGUUGACCCUCUGUUUUUUUUUUUUUUUUUUUUUUUUAAUAAUGUGUGGAUGUUGAAAAUACGACCCAAAAUCAGUCACUCUCUACAUGCAUUUUGCCACGUCGGUCAUCCACGAGAUCACGACGGCGUUGGGCAUCUCCUGCUUCAGGUGAGGAGGCUGCUCAUCCGCCUUGAAUUGAGGGAGCAAGCUGGUUUUUUUGGGGAAUCCAUUCUGACUUUGUUCCUUGGACGGCAGGAUCACCCGGAAAGAGGCCUAG